Molecule: messenger RNA, 1671 nt
Organism: Sebastes umbrosus (honeycomb rockfish)
Lineage: Eukaryota; Metazoa; Chordata; Actinopteri; Perciformes; Sebastidae
Gene: nmnat2
Product: nicotinamide nucleotide adenylyltransferase 2
Exons: 11
Coding region: 260-1183 (307 amino acids)
Biological process (GO): NAD+ biosynthetic process
Cellular component (GO): Golgi apparatus
Molecular function (GO): nicotinamide-nucleotide adenylyltransferase activity; nicotinate-nucleotide adenylyltransferase activity
Source: RefSeq, a predicted model, not a curated record
UCUCUCUCUGUCUCUCUCUCUCUGUCUCUCUCUGUCUCUCUCUCUCUGUCUCUCUCUCUCUCUCGCUGCAGCGGCCGACAGCUACAAACAACCAGAACACACACCAGAACCAGGACCAGAACCAGGACCAGAACCAGGACCAGGACCAGGACCAGGUCCAGAAGCAAGACCGGGACCGGACCGGACCGGGACACAGGGAACCAGAUCUAGAACCGGAACCAGAACCAGAAGGAUACGGAGAAGGAGACCGACAGGAACCAUGACAGAAAACACCAAAACGCACGUCAUCCUGCUGUCCUGCGGCAGCUUCAACCCAGUCACCAAGGGACACAUCCAUAUGUUCGAAAAAGCCAGAGAAUAUCUGCACAAAACGGGUCGCUUCAUCGUGAUCGGAGGAAUCAUCUCACCGGUGCACGACUCCUACGGAAAACCUGGUUUAGUGCCCAGCAGACAUCGUCUCACCAUGUGUCAGCUGGCUGUCCAGUCCUCUGAUUGGAUCAGGGUGGACCCCUGGGAGUGUUACCAGGACACCUGGCAGACGACCUGCAGCGUGCUGGAGCAUCACCGCGACCUGAUGAAGAGAGUCACCGGCUGCAUCCUGUCCAACGUCAACACGCCAUCGACAACUCCUGUGAUUGGUCAGCCACAGAACCAGACUCCACCCAUCUACCAGAACCACAACAACAUGAAUCACAAGCCCACAGCCAUCAAAAUGUGGGGGAAGGUCAGUGAGAGUUUGGGGAAGAUCUGCUGCGUCCGUCCUCACAUCGAUCGCUUCACCUUCGUCGAUGAAAACGCUAACCUGGGGACUGCGAUGAGAUACGAGGAGAUCGAGUUACGCAUCUUGCUCCUGUGUGGCAGUGAUCUCCUGGAGUCCUUCUGCAUCCCUGGUCUGUGGAAGGACAGUGAUAUGGAGGUGAUCGUGGGGGACUUUGGGAUCGUGGUGGUUCCUCGUGAUGGCGCCGACACAGAGAGGAUCAUGAAUCACUCCUCCAUUCUCCGCAAGUUCAUGGACAACAUCACCGUGGUGAAAGACGGGAUGAGCCACCCGAUGUCCAUCGUCAGCUCAACCAAGAGCAGACUGGCCCUGCAGCACGGUGACGGCCAUGUUGUGGACUACCUGAGUCAGCCCGUCAUCGACUACAUCCUGCAGAGUCAGCUGUACAUCAACGCCUCCGGAUAGACACAACAACCUGCCCGCAUGACAACAGGAAGUACGGGGUUUGGGGCGGGGGGGUACCUACACCCACCAUCAUCUAUAUGAAUAUACCCCCCCCCCUCCCAGACAAACCAACUAACUAACUUCCCUCUCUGUCUUCUGUGUCAAACAUAUACUCUUCUUUGAGCUUUCUGGAGCGUUAGUGUCCCUCCUUCUGUUUGAGUCAUGUGACGUUACCAAUGGGGGGGGGUGGGGGAGGGUGAUGUAGAGCAGGUAUGGAGGUAAAAUCUCUAAAAGGGCUGCUGAAGUGUAUUUUUCCACUGCGAUGGUGACGGCGGCGUUUUCUCUGUUUGUUAUCUGUCUUUAUUAAAGUGUUGGGGGUGCAUGACACACAGCCAGGCAUGCUCAGUGUCCCCGGGGCAGAUGGGAAAAAAAACAAAAACUUGCGUUUAGCUAAAAGGCGACGGGGCUUCACGCACGACAAACAGAUUCGUUGGGAAAAGUUUAAAAAU